AUGUCAAGCACCACUUCGUUGAGCAGCUUGUCAGCUACUAGCAGCACGACGUUGAGCAGCACGUCUGAGAGCAGCAGUACGACCCUGACUUCGACGAGUGAGACCAGUAGCGGGUCGAGCACCACUUCCUUGAGCAGCGUGACGGAGAGCAGCAGCACCUCAGAGAGCAGCACCAUAACCUUGACCUCGACGAGUGACACCAGCAGCAUGUCGAGUACGACUUCGCUGAGCAGCUCAACAGUGACUAGCAGCACGUCUGAGAGCAGCAGUACGACUCUGACCUCGACGAGUGCGACCAGCAGUGAGUCAAGCACCACUUCCCGUAGCACCACCACGUCUCUGAGCAGCACGACGGAAAGCAGCAGCACCACCGUGCAUACCACAAGUGCGACUUCUACAAGCCAGACCACAAGCGCGUCGAGUACCACUUCGUUGAGCAGCUCGACCGUUACUAGCACUACAUCUUUGAGCAGCACGACGGCGAGCAGCAGUACAUCGCUGACAUCUACAAGCCAGACAUCAAGUGCGACGAGUACCACAACGUUGAGCAACACAAGCCUUACUAUCACCACCUCAUUGAGCAGCACGACAGGGAGCAGCAGUACGACCUUGACGUCCACAAGUCAAACUACCAGUGCAUCGAGCACCACGUCGUUGAGCAGCUCGACUGUUACUAGCACCACCUCGUUGAGCAGCACGACGGGGAGCAGCAGCACGACCCUGACUUCUACAAGCGGAACUAGCAGUGGGUCGAGCACAACGUCCCUGAGCACCCUGACCGCUACUAGCAGCACGACGAAGAGCAGCAGCACAACCCAUACAUCUUCAAGUGAAACUUCCAGUUCGUCGACCACCUCUUCGUUGAGCAGCACGACCGCUACCAGCACCACUACACUAACCAGCACAACAGGCAGCAGCAUCACGGAGAGCAGCAGCACGACAUUGACAUCUACAAGUGAAACCAGCAGUGUCUCGCUCACCAGCACGACUGAAAGCAGCACCGCGACUCUGACUUCCACGAGUGGAACCAGCAGCACUUCGAGCACCACUUCGUUGAGCAGUUCGACCGGAAGCAGCACUACAACAUUAAGCAGCACAACGGAAAGCAGCAGUACGACUUUGACCACCACGAGUUGGACUAGCACUUCAUCUUUGACCACUACAAUAAGCAGCAGCACCAGCACGCUGUCUUCCACGAGUGAGACGAGCAGUGCUACGAGCACGACGUCAUUGAGCAGCACGACAGUCACGAGCAGCACAACGGAGAGCAGCACUACCACGUUGACAUCCACGAGUAGGACGAGCAGUGUGACGAGCACAACGUCCUUGAGCAGCACGACCGGCACUAGCAGCACGACAGAAAGCAGCAGCACAUCGUUGAGCAGCACCACGGGCACCAGCAGUACAGGCACCAGCACCAGUCCCACUUCAACGAGUGAUACGAGCAGCGUCACGAGCACGACGUCUUUGAGCAGCACAACUGGCACUAGCAGCACGACGGAGAGCAGCACCACCACGUUGACAUCCACGAGUAGGACGAGCAGUUUGACGAGCACUACGUCCUUGAGCAGCACCACCGGCACCAGUAGCACGACCGAAAGCAGUUCCACUACUCUCACCUCCUCGAGCGAAACCAGCAGCGUGUCGACCACGACUUCUUCGAGCAGCACAACGGACACGAGCAGCACGACGGAAAGCAGUACCGCUACUCUGACCUCUACGAGCGUCACCAGCACCGUGUCGACCACGACUUCUUUGAGCACCACGACGGGCACGAGCAGCACGACAGAUAGCAGUACCACUACUCUGACCUCUACGAGCGUCACCAGCACCGUGUCGACCACGACUUCUUUGAGCACCACGACGGGCACGAGCAGCACGACGGAUAGCAGUACCACGACUUUGACUUCUUCGACUGGGACAAGCAGCUCGACAACAACGACGUCUUUAAGCAGCACGACUGGCACGAGCAGCACGACGUUCAGCACCACCACGUCUCUGAGCAGCACGACGGGCACUAGCACCAUGUCAAUUUUCAGCACGACGGAGAGCAGCAGCACGUCGAUGUCUACCACGAGUGCGACGAGCAGUGUUUCGACAACAACGUCCCUCAGCAGCACCACAGGUACCAGCAGCACGUCAUUGAGCACCACGACGGAGAGUAGCAGCUUUACAUUGUCCUCCACGAGCGAAACCAGCAGCGUGUCGAGUACCACCUCGUUGAGCAGCACGACAGUGACCAGUAGCACAACAGUAAGCCAUACGACUGAAAGCAUCUCCUCGACGAUGAGCAGCAGUACAUCAAGUACUACGUCGGUUAGCACCACGACGGGGACAAGCACCAUGUCGGAGAGAAGCACAACAACUCUAACCUCCACGAGUGAAACCAGCAGUGCAUCAAGCUCCACUUCACUGAGUAGUAAGACGGGGUCAAGCAGCACGACAAGGAGCAGCACUACGACUUUGACCUCGGCGAGUAGAACGAGUACUGGGUCGAGUACUACAUCGUUCAGCAGUACGACGCGGACCAGCAGCACGCUAAGCAGCAUGACGGGGACCAGUAGCACAACAGUAAGCCAUACGACUGAAAGCAUCUCCUCGACGAUGAGCAGCAGUACAUCAAGUACUACGUCGGUUAGCACCACGACGGGGACAAGCACCAUGUCGGAGAGCAGCACAACAACUCUAACCUCCACGAGUGAAACCAGCAGUGCAUCAAGCUCCACUUCACUGAGUAGUAAGACGGGGUCAAGCAGCACGACAAGGAGCAGCACUACGACUUUGACCUCGGCGAGUAGAACGAGUACUGGGUCGAGUACUACAUCGUUCAGCAGUACGACGCGGACCAGCAGCACGCUAAGCAGCAUGACGGGGACCAGCAGUACGUCUAAGAGCAGCAGGACACAUAGUAGCAGUACCAGCUCGACUUCUUCGAGCGAGACGAGCAGUGGAACGAGCACCAUGUCUUCGACUAGCGGCACAGGGUCUAGCAGCACGUCGGUGACCAGCGCAUCUGGCACCACCACCACCACCUUGUCGUCAACGACUGCCACCAGCUCGACGGGAACCACCAGUGCGACCCUUACGCGCACGACGAGGUCCAGCACGACUUUGACCAUCACCACGUGGAGUAGUUCAACAACUCUCAGCAGCACGACGGAGUCGAGCAGCACCAGCACGGCCUCGAGCAGUGUGACCGCUUCAAGUGGCAGUUCCACAAGCACCGCUACCUCCGUGAGCGAUACAACCCUGUCCAACACCUCAACAGUAUCUUCCACAGAGACGCUUUCUUCUACCACGAUGUCCAGCACUACCAGCGCGUCCAAUACCACGCUCUCGACCACAUCGGAGACAACGUCUAGUUCCACAUCGCAGACGAGCACCUCCACAACGACCGUGCAAGUUGUCAAUACGAUCAGUGGAACGAUGCAGCUGGGUGCCCUGAACCCUGCAGCCUUCGUAAGCGAUGUAGUUGCUGCGACAGCGGUGACGGACAGCAUCGCCAGUCUGGUGGGCGUGGCGGCGAGCCAGGUGUCUGUGAGCUUGAGCAUCACCAGGAGCAUCACCAGCUCCGUGCAGGCCAGCUACAGCAUCACGACCUUCGGUGGGCCUGGAACGACCAGCGAGCUCAAUUCGGUCAUCAUAUCUGCGCUGACUGCUUCCGACGUCGCGUCAGUCAUGCAGGAUCUGCUUACUGCCAACCUCCUAUCCCUGGGGUUGGAUUAUGAUGUGACGGUGGAGAGCCUCAGUGCGCCAUCGGUCGACAGCGUCACGCUCACGAUCACGUUGACGACUACGACGUUGACAGCGACGGAGACCUCGAUGACUAUCACAAGUAGGACGACGACGACGACUAGCACCACAUCGAGUACGUUGACCACCUCUACCAGCUCGACCACCAGCACUACAUCGACAAGCACCUACACCACUACUUCGACCACCACGUCCACUUCCAGUACGACAUCGACGACGACCACAAUCGGUGCCGUGUCUCUCGUCGUGAUCCCCGCAGAGUUGACCCCUUGCAACUCGCUGUUCGUCCACGCUGCAAUGCCAGACGACACAACCACUCUGACGUGGUCUUGUGUGCCUGACAGCUCACAACUCUGUGCCAACAUCCUCUCCUUGAUUCCAGCGGGCGCGGUCGUCACUACACUGCAGGUCUCGAGUGCUCUUGUCUCUGACGCGGCGGCGUCGGAUGUUGGGCUCACGUUCCCGUUGUCUGUAGGGCUGGAGGCGCACGGUCUGAAUCAGCACGGAGACCAGUCGUUUGGGUCCACCACCUUCACGUUCGAUGUCUUCAGCGGCGACUCGAUGUCAUUGAUCAAGGUACCCAGCAUCACGGAGUACACGUUGUUGGAUGAUUACGUGCGCUUAGGUGCCAAUGUCAUUUUUUGCGACGGCGCCUUGGUUAGCGACAGCAUCGAGAUCACCUGGAGCUGGAGGAGAGUGGUGGCUGGUGGCGACGCACUCUGGAACGCGUGGACCAACGGCGCAGGUGUGGGGCGCACGUCUCUCAAGAUGCCGGUCACCGAGCUGGGCGCCGUCGCGGACUACGAGGUGACGGCUUCCAUCGUCGGGUCCGAGGCCGGGGAGGUCACGUUCUACGUGACCGUGGGCGACAUCCCGCCUCCCGAUGCCAUCCUAUCAUUCCCAGCAAAGGCAUCGAGGAACUGCGACUUCUCGCUCGAUGCCUCGGACUCGACCGACCCAGGCGGGUCCGACUUGGCCUUCGCGUGGGCCUGCUCGUCGGACAAUUCCUCUGGGCUCGCUGUCUCGGACGCAGCGGCUUCGGCGUGCAGCGCAGCGGUGGCAAACGAAACGGCCUCUUAUGUCACUCUGCCAGGCGGCAGCCUGGAAACAGGCGCCUACCUAUUCACAGUCACCGUCUCUCGCGCAGACGCCGAGUCGACCGCGCAGGGGACGGUGCUGGUCAUGAACUCCAAUCAGCCUGUGGUCUCCUUCUCCCAGCUGGCGGCGGAGGUGUCCCCACAGCAGCCGUUGACUUUUUCGGGCGCAAUUGUCGAGUCAGUCGGCUGCGUCGCGCCAAGCUGGAAGGCUUGGUGGCUCAUAGCGCCCGAUGGUACCAGCGCGACCCAGCUGGCGGCGUCAACGGCGACCAGCCUGGUGGAGUUGACGGUGCCUUCGCUGUCCGCCGCAUUUGGUAGUUAUUACGCAUUGCGACUUGUGCUGUCCAACUCAGAGCACACCGGAUUUAUAGAAGACACCAGCAGCGGAGUCUACGUUGUCGAUUCCACCAGCUUCCUGAUUGACGAGCCACCAUCUGGCGGCUCGUCUGUGGUUUUCCCGAGCAUUGGCAAUGCCACGCUGACGAGCUUCACGUUCUCCUCAGUUAAUUGGUUGGACGACGACCUGCCUCUGCUCCACAAGUUCUCCAGGUGCCUCGGAGCCAUUGGCGACGGCUGCGACUCCUGGACGACUGUCAGUGCCUACUCGCAGAGCCAGACCAUGCAAAACGUCCUGCUCUCCACGCCCGGGACAGUGACGAUCAAGGCCGAGGCUAAGGACACACUCGGUUCUGUCAGCGCGGCUGUCACGGAGGUGGAGGUCAUUGAGUUGACCGAAGAUGUCAGCGACAGCACUCUUCUUGCCGUGGUGUCCUCGGUCUCCAGCUUUGGCGACACCUUCACCACUCUGGCCGCCGUGUCGGCGGUGGCGGACAGUUCCCGCGGUGGGAACCAGGAGUUCACCAGCAGCCUGCUGGACACCAUGCUGGACAGUGGCGCCCUCGCCGACCCAAGCCGCGAAGGCAUCGACGCCAGCACGAACACCCUCGUCAGCGUCGUCGCGUCGGGCGCCACGGUGCGGCCAUCGCUCUCGAACGUCCACUCGAACGACACUGCAGAGGAGGUCGUCAUGGACGUGCAGGUCGCGGCGAAGGCCGCCAGCUUAGUCGCCGACAUCGCGGCGGCGGCGAGGGGCCUCUCCGAGGGCCUGGAGGUGGGGACCGCCACGCUGCUAGUCAAUUCGGUGGCCAUCCUGCUGAACACCGCCACGGCCGAAGUCGCCGACAACGGCACCGCUUCCACAGGAGGGGGUGCCGUUUCGGACGAGCAGGUGGCGGAGCAGAGGGGGCUCAGCACCCAGUUGCAGCAGGCCGCCGAUGCAAUCGGCGACGCCGUCGUCCAGGGCGCCUCUGCGGGCGAGACCGUGACGAUGAACAGCUCCGGCUUGCAGCUCAACGUCAUGAAAGCGGAAAGCGACGUGCUUGCGACCCAGGGCGCGAGCGUUGGCGGCUUCACGCUCCCCCCGAUGCCAGGCUUCGCCCCGGGCAUGCGCUUGCUCUCUGGGCGCAGGCUCACGAGCGGCGAGACUGUCGGUUUGUUGAACGCGAAGUGGCACAAGAACCCUUUUACCUACGCAGGGUCCACCGCCCCAGCACCAACAUCAAGCACUGGGGUGGCAAGCGACUUAAGCAUCGCGACGGACGGCGUGCGGUCCUUCAGCAUCCGGCUGGAUGACGAAGAAGUGACCGUGAGCAAUCUGCAGGAUCCAAUCAUCAUUGAGUUGCCGAGGCACUCGAACGCCGAACGCAGAAGGUUGCUUGAACAACGGAAGCUCAGCCAAGGUCAAGUGGAGGCCACUGCGGAGCAGGUGGAGGAGUGCAUGUAUUUUAACCACACGGGUGAGAUUUGGUCCACCGAGGGUUGUUCGGUGGUGGAGGUCAGCGGCGACACGCUCUUGUGCGCGUGUAAUCACCUCUCCUUCUUCUCUUCCGCCCUCGGCAGCAUAUCUUUCCUGGGCGACUUCGUAUGUCCGAACGUGGCCAUUCUCGCCCCUGCAGGCUUCGUGGAGCUGGGCCGGGGCGAGUGGGCGCUGCAGCGGGCUGGGCUCGUGCUCUGGGCGUUGCUGGCAGUGCACCUGGCCAUCACUCUGAUGGCAUGCUUGUCUCAGGGCUCGUGGAAGACCAAGCCGAAUUUCUUCAUGUACUCCGACGACGCGAAGGGCUACAGCAAGAAGACCGUGCUCAGGAAGAUGAUGGGCGCGGGACAGAAGCACGGCAGGUCCAGACUGACCAUGUUGUUAGUAUUCCUAGUUCACGUUGUUCUGAGACUCAAGCUCGAUUACGACUACGACCGGCUCUGCGAGAAGAGCCUGUUCGAAAUGAUUCGAACUCUCGUCUUUUACAAGAUGAUGAUGACCUGGGUCACUGCAUCGAUGGGCUUCUCUGAGCUAGACCUACGCUACUUGCGUCAUGGCAACGUGGUGACCCGUGAUCAGUCCAGCGAUAGCCCGGGCAAGCGCAAAGUGCAAGUCAGGGCAUCCCAGACAAACGACGACGACGACAAUGAUGGAGGAGCGACCGGCGAAGGGCCGGGGAAGGUGCAGGGUGCCGACUCGCGGGAGCCCUCCAAGAACACCAGCGACUCCAGACAGUCCUCGACGAGGAGCGCCCCUUCCGCGGCUGCCGGUGGUGACGAGGCUCCAGAGGGUCCCGCCGGCGCGGAGGCCAGACCGUCGGGCUCGAAGGACUCGCGGGCCUCGGAGGGCAAGCGCAGCCUCGAUGCCCUCGCGAGGCCCCACCGUGCCUCGGCGAGAGGGUCGGACAACGGCCUCACCAACGACUUCGUGGCCGUCCUCCAGGCCAAGAGCCGCGCGCUGCAGCGCCGCCGGGCCGCCAACGCCGUGGCCCCCGAGGCCGACCAGCCCGAGGGGCGGGCGGCCUCGAGCGGGGGCCACGUGCACGGGGCCGCGGAGGAGGCGGUGCAGUUCUCCAGGGAGGUGAUGGUCAUCUACAGGGCGGUCCACCCGCUCUACAAGCUCCUGCUGUACAGCAUGACCAUGCCCUGGGUAUUCCAGAUCGUGGCGCUGGUCGAUGCCGUGUUCGGCUCGCUGAUGCUCUCCGCGCUCUUCUUUGGGACCAGCGCGAGCCCCAACAUUCCCGAGUGCGCGGGGCCGGACGACUUGCUGGGAAACCUCCUACGGGACAUGCUCGUGAGCCUGGGGUCCACGGCCGUCGGCCUCGCCCCGGUCGUGCUGAUCCUCUCCCGGCGCAACCGCACGAUGCCCCGCGUCAGCACAGAGCAGGAGCUGCAGAAGCAGCUGCGGCUGUGGCUCUUGAAGGACGUGUCUACCAUAGUGGGCGGGCUGUUGUGGUUCGUCUUCUGCCUGCUGUACACCAUGCUCUUCCUGGCGAACGUGAGCCAGAGGGACGCGGACCACUGGCUCCUCAGCCUGGCCACUCGCUGUCUCAGCACGUGGCUCCUCGUGCCACUGAUCCUCACCAUGCUGUGGGUAAUGCUCAUGAGAGUCUUCGCGCGUGUCAGCGGGGGUCACUUCAUCGAGGACAGCAUCAGCGCGCUCCUGAGAGCCGUGAACCACGACGGUGGCAGAGCCGCGCCCGCGGCUCUGGAGGGAGCGGCUGGCCACGAGGGGGGCGCCAGAGCCGCGGCGGAGGCGCCGGAGGGCACGUCGAGGCCGAGGCCCAGCCUUGACGAGGCCGCCAUGGCCGUGGACCCGCCACCACGGCCACCGCUUCUGCACGAGGACGCCAGGGACAGGCUGGCAGACGCCGGUGCUGCCAGUUCGCUGGAGGGAGCCCGCACCGCAAGCCAAGGCGUGGCGCUGCCGCCAGUGCCGCCCCUCGGGACGCUCGCGGAGAGCGAGGUCAACUUCUGGGCCUGGGUCGGCCAUCUGCGCAAUCAGCAGGCCAUGGCCGCUGGGAUGCCUGUUGCUGGCCAGCUGCCGAUGCUGCCCAGCUCGCCUCUUUCUUCCUCGGCCGUGAGAGCGCGGGCAUCCGCGUUAUCGCCGUCAGGCCCACGGCCCGCCAGCAGCGACAGCGCCUGGAGGUCGCAUGGCGAGCCGAUGGAGUCGCAGAGCGUGACGACGUCCGUGCGAGCCUUGCGCGGCCGUCAAUCCCUGCCGCAGGACACUCAGCUGAGAGAGCUGAUCACCGCCUGGCGAUCCCCCACCGCCCUUGCCGUGGGCCUUCCGCCAGGGGAUCCCCCGUCGCCUCCGUUUCCGCUGCUGGCGAGCCUGGGCCGCACGGCAUCUCCGCCCCCAGGCCGCGCCCCCGCCGGCGCCUCGCCGCCCCGGGGCCCCGCGGACGACGGCCCCCUAUCCAUGCGCUCGGCGUGGCUCGGGGCCGGGCUCUCGGUCGCCGCUCCGCCGCCGAGGCCCCGGGAGGCGCCGGCCCCGUGGGCCGCCGGCCGCGGCCCACCGCCGCUGCGCCCGCCGGCCGCCUGGAGCAUGCCGCCCCCGCCUCCCGGACCGCCCGCCCAGCCUGCUGGGGCGAGCUCGUCUGGGCAAGGCCUGACGGGUGCUGGGGAGCUGCAGGACCUCUCGCCGGCGGAGGCGGCGUGCAGACUUCGGCAGCUGCAGGCGCCAGCGGCGAGCGCCUCGGCGCCGCCCUCGCCACCUGGUCGGCAGCCCAUGGGCGCGCUGCCGGGCGACGUUCCCUCGCCAGGCUAG
Messenger RNA from Prorocentrum cordatum, 9432 nucleotides. The record is from the annotation of a GenBank genome assembly. Lineage: Eukaryota; Dinophyceae; Prorocentrales; Prorocentraceae.